Messenger RNA from Anopheles coluzzii, 1043 nucleotides. Its product is annotated as endocuticle structural glycoprotein SgAbd-5-like. The transcript has 2 exons. The record is from RefSeq and is a predicted model, not a curated record. NCBI's taxonomy places the organism in Eukaryota, Metazoa, Arthropoda, Insecta, Diptera, Culicidae. Gene Ontology annotation, molecular function: structural constituent of chitin-based larval cuticle. Bases 391 to 786 code for a protein of 131 amino acids. Gene Ontology annotation, cellular component: chitin-based extracellular matrix.
UUUAAAGCUAAAGGCAUAUUACCUUGGCAUGUUUGUAUUAUUUGCGACACACGAUAGAAACAAUAUCAUAAUCCUCCCGCAGACCGAUGACACGUUUCGCAAAUGCAAAUGCAUCCCGUCUGCACUGCUGGCUCGUGGCGCAUAGACACAUUUGUCAAUCGGUAUUGAUUGAUGGCCGCUCGUUACCACCCAAAUGAGAGCCAGCUUAAGCAAAGAUGCAAAACAUUUAGGAUCUCUAAUCUCCGCUGCAUGCAGGAUGCAGCACCACACCAAAAAAAAUGUCAUCUCAGUUUCGCCCAAAAAUUUCUUAUAUAAAAGAUCUUGCAGCACACGAUCAGCACAUCAGUAUUCGGUACAGUAUUCGCGAGUUUAAAACACACAGUUUUCAAAAUGCAGCAGCAAGUGUUUGCCUUUCUAGUCCUCUGCACACUAGUCGGUGCCGCUGUGGGAGCUCCCGUUGAUUCCGGCGCAACACCGUACAUUGUGCAGUACGAAAACAAUAACGCACAGAGCGAAGGAUACAACUUUGGAUUCGAGCUGAGCGAUGAGCAGCGGCGCAAGGAAGAGGGAACGAUCCGGUACAGCAAGGACGAGGAAGGCAAAGAUGUGCAGUUCGUAGCCGUCCAAGGACACUACUCGUACGUCGGAGACGAUGGCCGCACGUACUGGGUGGAGUACGUUGCAGACGAGAACGGAUAUCGCUCCCGGAUGGGCACCGGUGACUACGAUACCGAUCGCAAGCUCGAGCUGUCCGGCGGGGAGCGUAAGAAUCGCCCAUUCGCCUAGUAGUGGUGCCAUGAUUAAUGAAUGGAAAUUCGCGUGUAUGGGAAUGGGUAAUGGUCAAUAAACGGAUGCGCUGAUGUUGGAGGGAGCAGAAACUACUUUGUGUGAUUUUUAAAUCAUUAAUUUCACGGCACCGGUCAUCGGUCAUCGGUUAUGUUACUUUACGGAUAAGCGUGCCCAUGAUGUGUGAGAACGGUAGAUAGUAAUGGCGUCUUACUUAUGCAAAGCGUGCUAUUAGACUUCCUGUUGGGGUAUAACAA